UACACUGACGGGAUCUCCAGUAAAAAUUGUGAACUGUUUAUGUUAAAAUAUAGGCGUAAGCAGUAUGUGGCUGCCCAUUUUUGACGUAGUGUUAUAAUACGACAAAAAUGUGGUGUGCUGGUCCUAAUUGCUGUUGCUGAUAAACAUGAACUGUAUUUAGUGUAACAUCAGUAAAUAGAAGUGGUCACUGUUACAUUGAGCUGGUGCUUUCAGGAAACAAAAAAACAGAAGGUGUGUAGAUGGCAACAUGGAGGAAAAGCAAGUGUGUUACUCUGCUUCAAAGAGUGUGGUGGAUAACUUCCUCUUCAUGAGCCGCACAGGUGUGAAAGAAGAAUCCAAGGAAGCUACAGAUGAAGAGGGCAGCACUUUGAAGCAUCUUUCUGUACCGGAGUGUGAGGAGCAUAGUAAAGAGAAAAGGGAUGAGGUUGUCACUUUUGAAGAGAUUCCCAUCCCCGAUUGGAAUGUGCAUGUUAAGCAGGAGGUGGAUGAGACUGAUGCAUCCACUUUGUCUCACGUUCUUGAGCAAGAUACACUUCAGGAAGAAGAGGAAGAGCACUUGGCAUCUGAGAAUGAUUAUCUUGAUGAGUGUGACCCUUUGAAGAUUGAGGAUGAGAUGGAGGUACCUGCAGAAGGGUGUGCACCAGGCAGUACACGCUUAGGCCUGUUCUGAUUGGCUGACUUCUGCCUACAAGUCAGUACGAGGAGUGAUCGAUGAUAAUGAGACAUGCGAUCAGCAUGUCGCCAAUCCUUCCAGCUGUUAUUCCCAAUGGAGGGAUCCUGAUGAUGCCAGUGCUUCUUUAUUCAAGCAACUCCUCAUUUGGCCCCACCAAAGCUGAGCAGAACUUGUACCAAAUCUCCUUGCCUCAGAAUAAAUCUGAAGUGGUACCAGAUUUCAACCAAGAUCCUUCUGCACCAAAGUUAAAAUCUGCUGUCGGCAAGGUUGGAAGAACUUUGUUACAAGAAAAUUGUCUGCAUGGAGUGACUAUUCGCAAAGUUUAAUACAUA
Messenger RNA from Schistocerca gregaria, 1005 nucleotides. RefSeq lists its product as uncharacterized. The transcript is spliced from 11 exons. The record is from RefSeq and is a predicted model, not a curated record. Bases 248 to 670 code for a protein of 140 amino acids. NCBI's taxonomy places the organism in Eukaryota, Metazoa, Arthropoda, Insecta, Orthoptera, Acrididae.